Pseudozyma flocculosa PF-1 is the source of this 3084-nucleotide messenger RNA. RefSeq lists its product as uncharacterized. Gene Ontology annotation, molecular function: RNA binding. Gene Ontology annotation, biological process: cytoplasmic stress granule assembly. The record is from RefSeq and is a predicted model, not a curated record. The transcript has 6 exons. Gene Ontology annotation, cellular component: cytoplasmic stress granule. The coding region runs from base 1 to 3084 and encodes 1027 amino acids. NCBI's taxonomy places the organism in Eukaryota, Fungi, Basidiomycota, Ustilaginomycetes, Ustilaginales, Ustilaginaceae.
AUGGCUGCGCCAAACUACCGCGGAGCCGCGGCCCGUGGCGCAUCAAACGGCGCCGGCGGACCGGGCAACCGCAACAGUGCCUACCUCGGCGGUGGCGGCCGAGGCGGUGGCCAUGCUGGCGGUGGUGGCGGCGGCAGAGGAGGCGGACCCCCUCCUGGCUCUCGCUGGGGAAGCGGGCCGCCAUCCAACACGUCGUCGCCCGCGGGUAGGCAGAAUCCCAACGCUGGCGGCGGCUACCGCGGGCCGGCGGUCAACAAUGCACCUCACCAGCACAGCCAGCAGCAUCAGCACCAGCAGCACCAGCAGCACCAGCAGCAACACCAGCAACAGCAGCAGCAGCAGAACAGCGCCUCGGCCGCCUUCCCGUCGCUCGGCGGCGUCGCCAACCUCGACGAGGCGCAGAAGCUCAACCGCAACCGCAUGCUCUUCCUCCUCGUCUCGCUCGUCGGCCACUGUGUCACCGUCCACACGCGCGGCGGCGUGCGGUACUUUGGCAUCCUGUCGUCGGCCAACGCCGACAGCGGCGACCUUGGCGUUGCCAUUGCGUCGGCCCAGGAGAUCCUCGCUCCAGGGGCAAAGGACGGCAAGCCUGAGCUGGGCCCGCUCAAAAAGAUGCUCGUCAUCCACGGCAAGGACCUCGAGAGCGUCGAGGCCUCCGAGGUGCGCAUCGGGGACCAGGAGCGCGAGAUGAAGGAGGCGCGCGACAAGGAAGCCUUCCGCACCGACACCGAGAUCUCCCGUUCGGCCGACCCGCUGGGCAAUGGCCGUGCGCUGCAAAAGUGGUCCGACGACCCGGACCUGGCCGAUCUCGACAGCGGGGUGCCCGAAUGGGCGGCCGACGGCGACGGCGGCUUCGACGCUUCCAGCGGCACCAAGGGCUGGGACCAGUUUGCCGCCAACGAGAAGCGCUUCGGCAUCAAGUCCGACUACGAGGAGACGCUCUACACCACCACCCUCGACCGCUCCGGCAAGGACUUCAAGGAAAAGGAGCGCCAGGCCGACCGCAUCGCCCGCGAGAUUAUGGGCCAGACCACCAGCAACCCGCACCUCGCAGAGGAGCGCGGCCAGGCCGACGACUCGGGCGUCAACGAAGAGGACAAAUACGGCGCCGUUGUGCGCAACCCGAACGCCUACGUGCCGCCGGCGCUGCGCAAGGCGGCGGCUGCCGCUGCUGCUGCUGCUGCUGCUGCCGCUGCGACGGGCGCCGGCACAGCCAAGGCCGCGACUCCCGCCACCAGCGCCGCCAACGGACCGGCUGCCGCGUCAACCCCGAGCAACGGCGCCACCACUGGCGCAUCGGCUGCCGCUUCGAGCGGUACUGCGGCUGCAGCUGCGGCUCCGGCUGCCCCUGCCGCCGCGCCGAAGCCUCCCGUGGUCAACGUCAAGGUGCCCUCCCCCAGCCUGCCGUCGCAGGAGCAGCCGGCAGCGGCCACCAGCAAGUCCAGCACCGCCUCGCCCGAGGCCGGCAAGAAGAGCGAGCCCGAUGCCGCCAACCCGCUCAUGGGCGACUUCCGCCAAUUUGUCAGCUCCGAGCGCGAGAGGCUCGAAAAGAAGAAGGCGGCGCUGGCCAAAAAGGAAAAGGACACUCGCCUCGCCGACCUCAAGACGUGGGCCAGCACGUUCAAGCUGACGCUGCCGCCACCCAGCGACGGCACCGCCUCGGACCGUCCGCGCGACGCCACGCUGCAAAAGAGCCUCAGCCCGCAGGCGGCCCACACGAGCGCGGCGGCUGGCGGCUCCAGCGGCCCCAGCAAGGCCUCGGCUGCCGCCACGGGGGCCGCCGCUGCUGCCGCUGGCAAGCUGGCCUCGGCCAAGCCAUCCGCGGCUGCGACUUCGGGCGCCCAGCCCGUCGGCACCUCCUCGCUGGCGCCGAGCCCGUCGGGCGGUGCCGGCAGCGGCGUGAGCGCCAAGCAGGCCGGUGGGCCCAACAAGCUCGCCGAGACCAAGGCGAUGCUGGCCAGCAUGACGAUCCCCAAGAUCCCGCCCUACAAUCCCGAACGCGCAAAGGCGCGCCAGGCGGCGGCCGCAGCAGCAUCAGCGGCGGCAGGGCAGGGGUCGACGGGAACAACGGCGACGACCACGACAUCGGCCGGCGGUACAGCCGACAAGGACACGGACGGCAAGGCGGGCGCAGGCGCUGGCGGAGGCGGUAUGGGCGCCGGGAUGGGCGUCGGUGGCCCCGGUCAGCCUCCGCACAUGCCUGUCUCGGGUCCGCCCGGUGCUGGCGGGAUCGCGGCGGGUCCCGGCCAGCCGUUUGGCAUGGUCUACCAGCCGUACGGUCCCUACCGCUUCCAGAACCAGCCUCAGCAGCAAGGGCAGCAAGGGCAGCAGCAGCAGCAGCAGCCACCGCACCCGCAUCCGCCGCAGAUGCAGGGCCAGAUGGCGCCACCUCCGCCGCCGCCCGGAUCGCACCCGCAGCAGCACCAGCCUCUGCCUCCGCAGCAACAGCAGCAGCAGCAGCAGGGGGGUCCGGGCCAGGGGCAGGGCCUCGCCCACGGCCACAGCCACGGCCACGGCCACGGACAUGGCGGUCACGGCGGGCAGCAGCAGCAGCAGCAGCACCACGGCGGCGGCAUGGUGCAGCCGAUGCAGAUGGCGCCCAACGGCCAGGGCGGGCCGGUGCAGUACGGCGGGAUGCCGCCGCAGUUUAUGGGGCAGAUGCCGUUUUCGCCGCCGAUGCCGCCGCACUCUGGGGGCCAGCCGCUGUACAGCCCGCAGAUGGGCAACAUGGCGCCUCCGGGGCAGCAGUUUAUGCCGCCAGGGCAGGGCGGUCCGCCAGCUCGUCCGCCUCCGCCGCACCUGCAGCAGCAGCAGGGCGGCCAGCAGCAGCAACAGCAGCCCGGCAAGGGGGGUCAUCCGCAGCAGAUGUACUACCCAUCGCCACAGCCCGGUGGUCCGAUGGGCGGAAUGCCGUACCCGCCACCGCAGCAAUUUGGGAUGCAGCCCGGGGGUGGACGGCCGAUGGGACCGCCGUUGCCCGUCUCUGCGGGACCGGGCAGCGAAGCGUCUUCGACAGUGGGCGUGCCGAGCGGCGGCGGCGGCGGCGCGGGGAGCGGCAGCAAUGCCGAGCCGCCAAGUCACUGA